GGCAUACACCGGAGUUUUAAAAUUCUCAAGAAGACUUCCGCUGAUUCCUGUCCCUACUGUUACUGCUCUGAAGGAAAAAACAGAUAAGAUCAGCAUAUCUCGUAUCUUCUUGGUGUGCCCAUGUGAUAUAGAUCUCAUACCUUCGCGAAAGUUUGGAGUAACUACCAUCGUCAUCAUCAUCGUUUAUCAUCAUUAUCAUUAGCAUGACGCAAAACACCAAACGGGUUUGUGCCAACGAUUCAUGGUCAACCGGAAAUCUAUGAAGAAGGGCAGAUCAGAGUCACGCCCAUCCCCCUUCUUCUCUUCUCUCCCUCUCCCUCAUCAGCAAUGAAGAAUUCCCACCUUUCCUGAAACUGCCUACCAUUUACCUGUUCGUCUCUCUUCCAUUUUCCAUUUUCUCCAUUAUCUCAUCGAGCGAGCGGCCGAGCGAGAGAGAGAGAGUCUGGUUGCUGCUUUCAUGGUCAUGGGAGCCGCGGGUUCGAAGCUAGAGAAGGCACUAGGCGAUCAGUUUCCAGAAGGGGAGAGAUACUUUGGACUCGAGAAUUUCGGCAAUACUUGUUACUGCAACAGCGUUCUGCAGGCAUUAUACUUUUGUGUCCCAUUCCGUGAACAGUUGUUGGAAUAUUAUGCUAACAGCAAGAAUGUCGGAGAUGCAGAGGAAACCCUUUUAACAUGCCUGGCAGAUUUGUUUACUCAGGUACAAGUCAUGACAGAAAGAAUAUGGUUCUGUAAUUUGAUGCAGAUAAGCUCUCAGAAGAAGAAAACUGGUGUUAUUGCUCCAAAAAGGUUUGUGCAGAAAGUGAGGAAGCAGAAUGAGCUUUUUCGCGGUUACAUGCACCAGGAUGCACAUGAGUUCUUAAAUUUUCUCUUAAAUGAGCUUGUUGAUAUCCUUGAGAAAGAGUCAAUUGCUGCAAAUGACUCUCCAGAUAAUACAUCACCAUCAGAAAAGACUGCAAAUGGGCACCGGAAUGUUCAACCAAAUGGCAAUCAUAAAGAACCUGUGGUUACAUGGGUUCACAAAAUCUUCCAGGGUAUCUUGACCAAUGAAACCAGGUGCCUUAGAUGUGAAACAGUAACAGCAAGGGAUGAAACAUUUCUAGAUUUGAGCCUUGACAUUGAACAGAAUAGUUCCAUCACAAGUUGCCUAAGAAAUUUCAGUUCUACGGAGACAUUAAAUGCGGAGGAUAAAUUCUUCUGUGAUAAAUGUUGCAGCUUGCAGGAAGCACAGAAGAGGAUGAAGAUAAAGAAGCCUCCUCACAUCCUUGUCAUUCAUUUGAAACGCUUCAAAUACAUUGAGCAGCUAGGCCGAUACAAAAAACUAUCAUACAGAGUUGUCUUUCCUCUGGAGCUAAAGCUAAGCAACACCAUGGACAGCACAGAUUCUGAGUAUUCCUUGUUUGCUGUUGUUGUUCAUGUAGGUAGUGGUCCAAAUCAUGGACACUAUGUCAGCUUGGUGAAGAGCCACAAUCACUGGCUUUUCUUUGAUGACGAAAAUGUGGAGAUGAUAGAUGAGUCAGCCGUGCAGACCUUUUUCGGAUCAGCCCAGGAGUACUCCAGCAAUACGGAUCAUGGAUAUAUUCUGUUUUACGAGAGUUUAGGAGGCAAGAGUUGAAGAGGCUGGCUUUUUCCCGAGAGUAUGGUGCUAAUUUUCUCCUCUCCAUUGCUCUACUGGAAAGAAGCUGCAUGAGUUGCGGAAUGCUGCAGAAUGCCAUGUACAGUGGAUGGUGGAAUCUCACCAUCCUUUGCUUGUGGGACAAUAAAGAGGAUGUAAAUGAUGGCUGAGAGUUCACAGAUGCUUGUAUCCCUUGGUGUCGAGUAUUUUAUACAAAUUGCAGUUGCUUCAUUGCUCUCAAUAUCAAAUAAUAUUUACAGAAAACAUUUUCCUUUCAUUUACAAUAUGUAUGCAUAGCGGGCUGUGAGAGGAACUGGAUCGGCUGUUAGAAGAUUGGUUGCUGGACUUAUUAUUAUCCUUUUUGUUUGA
Messenger RNA from Nymphaea colorata (pocket water lily), 1981 nucleotides. Its product is annotated as ubiquitin carboxyl-terminal hydrolase 4. The record is from RefSeq and is a predicted model, not a curated record. Gene Ontology annotation, molecular function: cysteine-type endopeptidase activity; cysteine-type deubiquitinase activity. Gene Ontology annotation, cellular component: cytosol; nucleus. The transcript has 7 exons. Lineage: Eukaryota; Viridiplantae; Streptophyta; Magnoliopsida; Nymphaeales; Nymphaeaceae. Bases 458 to 1612 code for a protein of 384 amino acids. Gene Ontology annotation, biological process: protein deubiquitination.